Messenger RNA from Condylostylus longicornis, 2458 nucleotides. RefSeq names its product transcription factor 25 (gene Nulp1). The transcript is spliced from 11 exons. The record is from RefSeq and is a predicted model, not a curated record. Gene Ontology annotation, cellular component: RQC complex. The coding region runs from base 144 to 2147 and encodes 667 amino acids. Lineage: Eukaryota; Metazoa; Arthropoda; Insecta; Diptera; Dolichopodidae.
CAGAAAUUAGUCGUCAUGACAUAUAUUUUUCUGUGAUGUGAGAAUAAUGGGCGAAAAAAAUAUUUGUGAUACAAUAUUAUUAUUUGAACAUUGAAAUAACUAAACCGAAUAUUAAAACGAGAAAAUAUUUGUUUUAAUCAAUAAUGUCAUCAAGAGUGUUGAAAAAGCUACAAAGUAAUAAUGAUCCGCUCGCUGAACCAAAAGUUGAUGACUUUGAAGAGGAAGAAGAUGAAGAAACAAUCGAUUCUGGAACCUUUAAAAAGCCCUUAAACAGAUUUGAUCUGUUAAAUCAACAAAGUCCUUCAGAAAGUGAAGUAAAGGAAGAUGACAACGAGACCGAGCAUCAUUCAACAGCAGCAAAUAUUCCAAGUAGUAUUUCAAAGAAAAAAAAGAAAAAGCGAAAGAAGAAGAGCACAAAACAUUCAGCACAUCACAUCAGCAGUGAAGAUAAUGAGCAACUUAAUGAAAAAUACUUGAGCGAAAUCGAUCCUUUCUUGGAAAGAACAACUAGAUCUCCUCGCAUUACAGGACCAGUUCAAACAUGCGAAAAUUAUAAGUCAUUGCUCUCGAUUGAAUUUAAGAACCUGAAUGCACAAUAUGAAAUGAGACGAACUUUUGGAAAACGGGUUGUUAAAAUCGAAAAUAAAAGAGGGCGGCCUAAACCGACUUUAAAAUCGACCUACCUAGUAACUGCACGUGAGAGUUGGCCUCCUGUUACAAAGGAUAUUAUAUCAAUGAAACCUUGUGAGCCGCCAGCUUUAACAACAAAUGAGGAAAAUUUAAUUAACCAUUCGGCAGCAACUUGGUUCGCUUUCGAACAUUCUAAAUUUUAUCAAAGUGUGCAAAGUAUGUUUUUGUCAGCUGUAGAAAGUACCGAUUCUGAUUUUCUUGUUAGCUUGAUAAAAAGAUGUCCUUAUCAUGUCGAUUCUCUUAUACAGUUGAGUGAAUUAUGCAAAAUUACUGAAAACUUUGCAAUGGCAACCGAAUUAAUCGAAAGAGCUGUGUUAAUUUUGGAAUCAUCUUUGCAUCCAUCGUUUAGUUUGAUAUCUGGAAAUUGUCGUUUAGACUAUAGAAGACAGGAAAAUCGAGCUUUCUUCAUAGUAUUAUUCAAGCAUGCACAAUAUUUAGAGGCAAAAGCAUGUUGCCGUACAGCUUUCGAAGUUUCAAAAUUGAUAUUAAGUGUAAAUUCAGAUGAUCCACUUGCUAUGCUUUUAGUCAUUGAUUACUAUGCAAUACGAAGUAAACAGUACGCUUGGUUAGUAAAGUUUUAUGAUGAAUGGGAAACCUUAAGAAAUCUUUCACAAUUACCAAAUAUGGCUUAUUCAUAUGCUUUAGCACAAUUUUUUUUAAAUGGAGAGUGUGAGGAAGCUGACAAAUCCUUGCAAUAUGCUUUAUUAAUGUUUCCUGGUGUUCUCAAAUUAUUAUUGGAUGAACUUUCAGUUCAAACAGAUUCAAGGAUUUUGGGUUCAACUUACUUUAAUUCUGGAGUAUCCGGAAGUCAAUCGCCGUCAUUGCACCAACUGGUGUGUUUGUAUGUUUGUCGUGCCAAAGUGAUAUGGAGAGAUUCAAAUGUUUUGCCCUGGCUCGAAAAAAAUGUCAAUACUGUCUUAGACAGAAUUGAUGCUAAAGACGAUGUUAUAGCUGAUUAUUCACAAAAAAGAAGUCAACGCUACGUUACGCCACCACGUGCUAUAUUAAGACAUGUUUUUCUAGCUGAUUACAAAGAAAAAGUGCCACUGGCGCCAUUUUUAGUGAAAGAAAAAGAACCGGUAAUGAUGUAUGAUCCUUUACCACCUUUGGAUUCUGUCAACUUCUACGAAAGAAAAUCUAGUAGUUCGAGUCCUACUUCAAAUACCCGACCGGUGUCUAUGUUCUUUCAAUCUAUGUUGCCUACUUUUAACCUGCAAAUGCAGGGAAGGCAAAAUAAUGAUAUUGCACCUGCAGCAGAAGGCGGCGCUCAAAAUGAAAAUAGAAAUCAACCCAAUAAUGGAGGUCAAGGGAAUGUUGCUGAACUUGGGCAAUCUUUAACAAGCAUUGUAGAAGCUAUGAGAGAAUUUCUGUCAAACAUUCGUUUUUAUGAAGUACAGGGAGGUGAUGGAGAAGGAAAUGAAAGCUCAGAAGAGGAUUCAACUGAUUAUGAUGAUUAAUUAUUGAAUUCUUAAAUGCACACAAAAUAUACAAUGCGAGAAAUUUUUUAAAUUUAGAAGAAUUUCCAAAAAUGCUUUGAUUGAAAAAGAAAGUAUAAAUACUUACAAAGUAAAAUUUAAAUUUGAUCUACACAUAUAAAUAAAAGUUUUAAAUUUAUUAUUAAACUUCAACUCAAAGAAAAUAAAGUAAAAACCAAUCAUACGUUAUAAAAAUUAAAUCUAUGAUUUCUCUAGUAUUUGAAUUAUUUUACAAAAUAAGUAUAUAGUUGUAUAACUCUUAUAUGCGGAAACUCUUUUUUCACUUGGUUUAU